UUUUAAAAUGUUAACUUAUACUGUAACGCUAUAAUAAUGGCAUAAUAUUAAGUUAUACCAUUGAUUAUGUAAUAGACAUAACAUUACAUAAUCAAUGGUUAUACCCUUCAACGUCUAAGUGUCAUUAUAAUUGCCUAUCUUUUAACUUAAGUCCUGAAAGUAAAAAAAUGAACCAAAUUUGGGAGAUAUAUUUCAAGAUUCAAUUUUGAAACUUACAACUCAGAUACCUAAGUCAAAACAUUCUCUUAUCAAAGGGGAUGGGAAUUUAUAUGUAUGUAUCAUUUAUUUACUCGUAAUUUGAAAACGUUCUCGAGAACAAAAAGUGCACGUAAAAAAUUGAAUAUCCUAAUACAAGAAACAAUAAAAGUCACAACUCACAAGUUAAUAAAUAUUUAACAAACCAAUUGUUGAGAUAUAGUUCUGGACAAAACUCACAUUUUACUUACCUACUAAAAAGAAGAAAAAUUAAAUAUGUUAAAAUCAUUAUACAUUUGAUACGUGAAACGAAAUGUUUGACAUGUUUUUUUUGUCAGUUAUUGAUUAUUCUCGCUGGGGACCGCAACAAAUUAAAUCCAUACAUUUUUUUUUUGUGAGUGAGUAAAUUUUAAAUUUUAACAGAAACAUUAUCGGAACCCUUCCAACAAACUUUUUAAUUUAGAAAUAUCAUUGUGGAAAAAAAAUCAAAUUUUGACAAAAUUGCAUUACAAUACAUUAAGUCUCUAUUAUCUGAUAUCUCCCAAUAGUUCAAGACAACCGCUAAUAAAUAUAAACUAUAGUGACUUGAUAGGGGUACCCUCUAAUAUAAUCAUAUAUCAUUAUAACCCAGGUCAGGUUUAAUAAGGUCAUGACCAAUUUCUAGUUCUAAUAGACGCCCAAAGUAAUUGGUACACUAUAAACCUGUAACAGAUACUAUAAUUGGUAGUUACAAUUCGGAAAUAAAAAUUGCUCAUCGAUUUAAUCGUAUCAUCUUAUCGGUCGUUAUUUUCUAACAAUAAUAUGGUUCAGAGUUAUCAAACGAGUAACGUCUAUCGAUUGUUAUUUUUAUUUAUCAUAUUCAUAAUUAUCUCGAUGAAGUUUAAACCGAGCAUUAAAUACUAAAUUAAGCGUUAGGUACUAUUCGUUUCACUCUACACAUCAUAUUAUUAUCUUAUCUGCAAAGGCUCCGCGAUUAGGUAACGAUUUUGUUCGUGCACACUAUACGCCGUCGUGGACCGUGGCUGCCGUAGUGCAUGAACGUACGUACCUUGAGCUAACGCGAUGUGUCCGAUUGGCGUUUGCCGGCAUAUUCUGUUCCUUUGGCUCGUAUGGGGCUCGACGGGUGUUCGGUGCGCCAACAUACUCGGCGUUUUCCCCAUCGAAGCCCGCAGUCACCAACUGGUUUUCGACGCGUACAUGCUUGGGCUCCACCAAAUGGGCCACAACGUCACCGUUUACACGCAUUUCCCGGACGCCGGCGCGCCGUACAACCGUGUCCGAGUCAACAACGUGUCCCUGUUGAGCGAAAACUACUUGACAAUAGAUAACAUGUACUCGCCGUCGAUCGUCGACAGCUACAGGCACAUGUUCCGCAUAGUGUUGCUGGCCGACACGUACACCGACUCGGCCGCGAUGCGCCAGUUGUACGGUCAACCGGAAGACAGCUACGAUUUGAUCAUAACCGAAACGUGCAACACCGACCUUUACCUGGCGCUGGUGGCCAAGUUCAAAGUACCGUUCAUCGCUUGGACUACGUCGCCCUUGUUCGUCUGGUCGGCCGACCGUGUGGCAGCUCCCACUCAUCCGGCAUAUAUACCCGUCCUGAUGUCGCCGUACGGACCGGAUAUGCAUUUUCUACAACGGUUGCACAACGUGUUUUUGCGCUCUAUGGCUUUUGUGAAAUACCAUACGGACUCAGCAGUUUUCUCGCAAAGCGUCGCCUCCGAAAAAUUUCAAUCCUCGCCUCCGUUGACCGAAAGAGUGUUAGAAACGGCACUUUUGUUCGUCGACACUCAUUACACCGUAUGGGGGAGUCGUCCGUUGCCCCCAGGCGUGAUCGAAGUAGGCGGAUUGCACAUCAAGCCUCCGAAAUCCUUAGAUAAAGACAUACAACAAUUUAUUGACGAGUCGGAGCACGGAGUCAUUUAUUUCUGUAUGGGCAGUCUGUUACGAGGCGAAACGUUUGCGGCUGAAAAGAGGAGCAUGUUCUUAAACGCGUUUCAAAAACUUCCUCAGAGAGUGUUGUGGAAAUGGGAAAACGACGACUUGCCCGACAAAACGGCAAACAUAAUGAUACGCAAAUGGAUGCCACAGCGAGAUAUUCUAGCUCAUCCAAAAGUCAAACUGUUUAUCUCACAUGGCGGCUUGUUGGGCUUAACGGAAGCUGUACAUGAAGGUGUACCUACUCUAGCAAUGCCAAUCUUUGGCGAUCAAUUGACCAACGUGAAAGCCAUUAUGGACACGGGAGCGGCAGAAAUAUUAGAUUACAAUACUUUAAGCGAAAUCGAAAUAUUUUCCAAAGCUAAAGAAAUGCUUACUAAUCCAAUCUACAAACAAAAAGCCACGAAGUUAUCAGAAGUGUUUCGCGACCGACCAAUGUCACCAAUGGAAACUGCCAUGUAUUGGACAGAAUAUGUCAUUAGACAUAAAGGUGCACCACACUUACGAUCUCCAGCAGUUGGCAUGCCGUGGUACCAAUAUUAUAUGAUUGAUAUAAUUUCUAUGCUUCUAAUUUGUGUAUUUGCUAUUCUUUUGUCGUUACAUUAUUUUAUUUCAACAAUCUUGAGUUUGUUGCGACCAUCUAAGAAACUAAAAAUAAACUGAGUAAUAUUGUAACAAAAAAAAAAAAAAAUUGUUUAAACUCAAAUCUAUGAAUCUAUAUAACAAUGAUAUAGAUUGAAUAAGUGAUAUAUUGAUAUAUUUAUUUUCCUAUUUAUGCUUGUUAUUGGUAGGUAUAACCUGUAAUAAUUGUAAAACUGGUAUAAUUUCUUUUUAAUUUAAGACUAGCACAGAGAAAUUACCAAAAUGUUUCAUAACAUUUUAAUGUUGC
Adelges cooleyi (spruce gall adelgid) is the source of this 3025-nucleotide messenger RNA. Its product is annotated as UDP-glycosyltransferase UGT5-like. Gene Ontology annotation, molecular function: UDP-glycosyltransferase activity. The record is from RefSeq and is a predicted model, not a curated record. The transcript is spliced from 4 exons. Lineage: Eukaryota; Metazoa; Arthropoda; Insecta; Hemiptera; Adelgidae. The coding region runs from base 1258 to 2799 and encodes 513 amino acids.